Molecule: messenger RNA, 1527 nt
Organism: Vanessa atalanta (red admiral)
Lineage: Eukaryota; Metazoa; Arthropoda; Insecta; Lepidoptera; Nymphalidae
Product: glutamic acid-rich protein-like
Exons: 14
Coding region: 1-1527 (508 amino acids)
Source: RefSeq, a predicted model, not a curated record
AUGUUUAAGUUUAUAAGUGCGAUAUGCUUCACAGCCGUCGCAACGGCCGGUCCGGCGACAGAAUCUUACAAGGACCAAUUUUGCACGGAUCCACGGACGAUGACGAAACACGCCGCGUACACGGAGUGGGCAGACGCCUACUCGUGUUCGCGUCACCGUUGUCAGCCGGGGGGGCGCAACCUAGCCAUUUACACUGUGGGCUGUAAGCGCGUGGAAGCUCCCGAGUCCGCCAUAGAAUGCGAGGAGGUCGUGGAGGAUACCAACAUGCAGUUCCCGUACUGCUGCACGAGGCUCAGAUGUCUGGUGGUGGUUCGGGGAGAGGUCUGGACGAGGGUGCUGGGCCAGCCCUGGGAGACGCUGCCGGCCGCGCCCUGGAGCCAUAUGUACAAGAUGAAGAAACCGCCGCCAUCUGAUGAACAUUUUGGAAAUAAAAACAUCGCAACGGGCCCCAUAUACGAAAUACAAUCGGACGUGGAACAGAAGUCGCAAGACCAAAUGUUGAGAUCGUCGAAAAAAGUGACUCCGGCGCCCGACUGCGACGAGCCCGCGCCGCGCGCCGCGCCCGCGCCCGCGCCCGCGCCCGACAUCGUGAUCGCACUAUCCACUUCAAACGAUGAAAAGCCACAGAAAAGUGAUAAGACGAGGCACAAACGCGUCAAGAAACCACAAUCAAGGUCUGAAGCCAUCGAAGAGAACAGAGAUCAUAAUGAAGUGGACUUCGAAGACACGCCUGCCAAUGAUAAGUUACAAGACACGUCAGAUGAGAAGACGUUGGAUGGGUUCGGAGUUACACAAAACAUACAACCGAAGGCAAUUUGGACUGACAUUCCUCAAAACCAGUGGAACGAGCACGAUCCGGCAAUGGACGUCGAAAGUCAACGAAAUCCGGACGAAAAGAAAGAAAAGUCAUCCGGUCUCCAGGCACUGGUGGACGCGAUCGGGAACCGGAUGAGAGAUAUUGAAAAUGUCGUCCAGAGGAUGACCGAGAAAGUCCACAAUAAGCUACCCGAAAAUGAUCUGUCCAGUGCGGAGAAACGUUCUGAGGGGGGAACAGACAAACGGGUCCAUAAAGCUGAUAAAGAAAAUAUCAAGGACGAAUUUGAGAAACCGAAAAAACCCAACACUGAUAAUGAACACUACAAAAGGUUCACAGUAAAGAACCGCGGCAGCAAGUACCUGCGCAGCGCGACCGACGUGACCAGCGAGCAGCCUCUGUUUGUCGAAGACACCAACCUGAACGGGUACUUCAGCGACGCCAGCAACAGCGUAGUAAGACGAGCCAGUGCACCCAAGGAGCCCGCGCCGACGUACGUGGCGCCCGUGGACAGCCGGCGCCGCGCGCACGCGCCCGACGCGUCCGCCGAGGCCGAGCGCCGCCACCGGAAGCGCGCGCACAAGAAGAAGCGCAAGAACAAAACUCACAAGAAGCACCGCGGUAAAGAGGACAAGAAGAAGCGUUUCAACAAGCUGACCUCUGUGGAAUUGGACAAGAACGUUGUAUCCUUAGAAGACAGCAGCGUUCUCUAA